GGUCUUGAAAACUUUACGAGGUCCGUGAGAUAAAACUACAUGACACUACACCAUGAGUGACAGUAAAUGUGAUAGUCAAUUUUACAGUGUUCAAGUUGCAGAUUCAACAUUCACUGUACUAAAACGUUACCAGCAAUUGAAGCCCAUAGGAUCAGGGGCACAAGGCAUUGUUUGUGCUGCGUUUGAUACAGUCCUUGGGAUAAAUGUUGCUGUCAAGAAGCUGAGUCGCCCUUUUCAGAACCAAACCCACGCGAAGAGAGCUUACAGAGAACUCGUUCUGUUAAAAUGUGUCAAUCACAAAAACAUCAUUAGUCUAUUAAAUGUAUUUACACCACAGAAGUCACUAGAAGAGUUUCAGGAUGUAUAUUUGGUUAUGGAGCUCAUGGAUGCAAAUUUGUGCCAGGUUAUUCAUAUGGAAUUGGAUCACGAAAGAAUGUCUUACCUUCUCUACCAGAUGCUGUGCGGUAUCAAACAUCUCCACUCAGCUGGUAUCAUCCACAGAGAUUUGAAACCCAGCAACAUAGUAGUAAAAUCAGAUUGUACACUCAAAAUCCUUGAUUUUGGUCUGGCAAGAACAGCGUGUACCAAUUUUAUGAUGACACCGUAUGUAGUAACACGGUAUUACAGAGCCCCAGAGGUUAUCCUUGGAAUGGGAUAUAAAGAGAAUGUUGAUAUCUGGUCAGUUGGGUGCAUCAUGGGAGAAUUGGUGAAAGGUUGUGUGAUAUUCCAAGGCACUGAUCAUAUUGAUCAAUGGAAUAAAGUUAUUGAACAGCUAGGAACGCCAUCAGCAGACUUUAUGAAGAAACUACAGCCCACAGUGAGGAAUUACGUAGAAAACAGGCCAAAAUAUCCUGGUAUUAAAUUUGAAGAGCUCUUCCCAGACUGGAUAUUUCCAUCGGAAUCUGAUCGUGACAAGUUAAAAACCAGUCAAGCUAGAGACUUAUUAUCAAAAAUGCUUGUAGUAGAUCCAGACAAGAGAAUUUCUGUAGAUGAAGCCUUACGUCAUCCUUAUAUCACUGUCUGGUAUGAUCCAGCUGAAGCAGAAGCUCCUCCACCUCAAAUAUAUGACGCACAAUUGGAAGAAAGAGAACAUGCAAUUGAAGAAUGGAAAGAAUUAAUAUACAAAGAAGUAAUGGAUUGGGAAGAAAGAAGCAAGAAUGGUGUGGUAAAAGAUCAGCCCUCAGCACAGAUGCAGCAGUGAAUAGCAACACCAGUCCUUCCCAGUCAUCAUCUAUCAAUGACAUUUCAUCCAUGUCAACAGAGCAAACAUUGGCUUCAGAUACAGACAGCAGCCUCGAUGCCUUGACAGGACCCCUUGAAGGAUGCCGAUGAUCAGCCAGGAUUGCAGACUUAACUUUGGAAAAGAACUCUUGCUUCCAUUGGGCCUGAAUUGCUUGUAAGUUAAUGGAACCAAGUAAAAAAAACUCCAUGUUCUGCAUGUUUUACUGAAGUAAUGCCUGUAUUUUUUACUCAGUUGUUAAAACUGCCUGCUUAAUGUUGUAGAAUGAAAGCAAACCAACAUCUAAAGAACAAAAAAUCUAAAUUUAGAUACUGUUAAAGGCUUUUCUGUGUUCCAGCCCAUUUCAGGUGAGCAGUUACGAUAGACCUAUAGCUAAUAACUCCUCUUGAGUGGGUUUGUGACUUUACAGGCCCAACUGGUAGGCUUCUGUGAUGCAAAUGGUUGUUUACAUUUUUAGUACAGUAUUGCUCAUCAGUAGAUUUUCUUGAAUGUAUAGUCUCUAUGAAGUAUGUUUAAAUGUGACUGCAGCAAUUUGCUUUAAAUACUGGAGUGUUACACGUGAGUGUUAACUCAUAUUGAGCACUCAGUACUGUAUUUAAAGGGCAGUUACUCUUCCACAUAGCACUUUUUUAUUGAGCCCUUUCUGUCUUCACUUCCCAAUGAUUCUGUCUGUCUUCUUGUAGAAGAGAUGAACAUGAACUUUAAAGAACAUAGCCAUCACUUCAUAUUUCACUUAUGAAUAUGUGUAUGUGUCUUUUGACUCCUUUUCAUUAUUAAAAAAUGGAAGGGAGAUGAAGUGGCUUAACUCAAUCUUAAGAGACUUUUGUUGAGUGACGUAUCUGUGAGGCAGUGCCUGUUAGAAGAGGAGAGAGUGCUAAAUUGAUCUGUACCUUUCUGGCUUGUGAGACUGGUCCUUUAACAGAAGAAAAAAGGGAAAUGAAAUCUGUCAUGCUCCUCGUUUCAUUGCUCAGUGCAAACUCUGCUAAAAGGGCAGACAAAUUGGAGAGACUUGCAGCCGAAGUGGCUUGAAAGACACCUGCAAAGUCUUUACAGUUUCCUUCAUGGGCACAUUCUACCUAGUGAGUUUAAGACACAGUAUGAUAGUAGUUUUGAGUAAUUUGUCAGCUAAGCUUAUUUGUCAGACUAUUUACUUAAUAUUGCUUAAAGCUAUUCCCAACCUAGGGAAAGUUCUUAUAUACUGGGGGAGGAAAACAUACUCUGUUUUCCUAAAGACAGUGUCAGAGGACAGGAGGGAGCUAUUUGCUGUUUCACUAAAGGCCUAUCUCUGCAGUCCUCAGAAUCAGAUAAUACAAAUAUUCCCUGUAGCAUUGCACGAUAUUUUGAAUUCUUAGAUGUGUUUGCAGUAGUGUAGGGCUGAAAUUACCAAAUACUCCACAUCUGUGCAUUGUCCAUGUUCGCUUUGGAGCAUACAGAUGUAUAGAACAUUUUGCUAAAGGAUCUUGUGAGUGCGUGUGUGUGUGUGUGUGUGUGAGAAUAAACAAUAUUACUAUAAUAGCAAGGAAGAGAUAACCGAGAUGAGGUAAAGCACCACUUUAAAGGCACUGUUGAUCUAGAUGCUGUUGACUUGAAUAUUUCACACUCUGUAAAAGAAAGGAGAAUGUACUUGUAAUUCCUGGCCUUAAGAUUUGAAAAACAGUAGCCUCAGUAUAAACAUUGCUUUUAGAUUAGAAUUGUACCCAUAUGUUUUUAAAAAACUUAAUUUUUUAUAGCAAAUACUUGGUUUUAGAACUUAAUGUCCCAGAAAGUAAAAACCGUCAUUGUAUCAAGUACUCUAAUAACAUCAGAAUUGUUAUCUGGCAUCUUGGAAUUUUUAGCCCUGCUUAACUGUACUGCAGGAAUUUGGUUUAUCUUCAGAUGCUGGUGAUGUAUGUGAAAUGAUUUUAGUGCAUUUUGUCACUGGAACAAACAUUUAGUGCUGUCUGUUACAGUAGUACAUGUCAGGCUGUUUUUUUCUUUUAAUUCUUGUUAUUUGUGUGAGCUAAAACUCAAGACACCUAUUCAAAACAAACAUGAGUAAGUUUGGAUCAGCUGUAAUUUGCCUUAGACCUUUGCAGGCUAGCAAAAGACACAGACACUGUAGAAUGAAACGGUGAAAAAACUAUGAAUAGUAGAAAUAGAAAAAAACUUUGGAAUAUAUUAACAUGGACAAUCAGCAAAGCAUAGUUACCUUUUUGAGAUAAAACUGUUAGUUAUCAGUGACAUGGUGGUGCUAAAGGCAUCGUACUUUAUAAGGGGGUGAUGUUUCUGACAAUGAGUGCUCAGCACUACUUUUGGUGAUCCAAAAUUUUUAAGUUGUUUUUUCUUUUGAUUUUGUUUUGUAAAGAAUCUUGUUGCAAAAUAGUAGAAUACAGCAUUUUACACACUUCAUUUUAUACUCCUGUGAAAGAAUUUUUAUUCUCUAUAGGAGUGUGAGGGGCUGCAGUCCUGAGCAGCCGAUCAAAUCUGCUGCUCCAGCAACUGCAGAGCAAACGCGUUCAUGAUCCUGCCGUGAUAAAGGACUAGACCAUUAGUAACUUGCUUUCUGCCAGCUUUGUUCUAGGCUGUAAUCCAGUAAUUACUGGAUUUUACUUUUCAAGAUUCUUAGGGAGUGGAAGUGGGGAGGCCGAGUAGCUCUUUCUAUUAAUCACUCUGUUUCCUCACAUUUUGGAUGCACAGAGUUGAAUUUUUGAUAUCAAUUCAUAUCAAUCAGCUCAAUUUCAUUUGAGCUGAUGUGAACAUGGAAGUUGGACCAGAUGCCCACCAGAUCUUUUCCAACCUAAGUUAUUCUGUGAUUCAAAAUUGUCCUUUUUGUUUUUUGCUACAUAACUGAUUUUAUUUUAGUUGAAACUGACAUUGGACCUUCUCUUAGUAUAUAACUUGACCUUGGAGUUAAAACAGCUGUGGGAUUGGCUGAAUUCCCUUGUAAAUCUUACUGUAGGAAAAGCAGUCUCUUUUUUUAUGUAUUCUUGCUAUGGCAUUCAUUGAAGCUUCAGGUUUUUAUACAACUGUUGCUGUCUUGGAAGCAUGCAUGAAAUGAAAAAAAUAAAAAACUGUGAAUAUUGUGGUUUUGAUUCCAGUAUAAGUUUUUUUAAUUGCUAAUAAACUGAAUCAAUGUCCAGCUCUCGAUAUGCAGGAUGUACACAGAAAAAUGCAUGCGGAGGAGACGCAUGCUGAAGUUCCCACACUAUUUGAGUGUGCACAUAUAGACUGUAAAUGCA
Molecule: messenger RNA, 4458 nt
Organism: Nothoprocta perdicaria
Lineage: Eukaryota; Metazoa; Chordata; Aves; Tinamiformes; Tinamidae
Gene: MAPK9
Product: mitogen-activated protein kinase 9
Exons: 11
Coding region: 53-1201 (382 amino acids)
Biological process (GO): JNK cascade; protein phosphorylation
Cellular component (GO): nucleus; cytoplasm
Molecular function (GO): JUN kinase activity; ATP binding
Source: RefSeq, a predicted model, not a curated record